Molecule: messenger RNA, 2708 nt
Organism: Schistosoma intercalatum
Lineage: Eukaryota; Metazoa; Platyhelminthes; Trematoda; Strigeidida; Schistosomatidae
Source: the annotation of a GenBank genome assembly
UGAGAACCUACUUUCGAAGCUGAGAAAUCAAGUAAAACAAAGAAAAAGGUUAGUUCACUCACUUGGCAUUGAAUUUGUACAUUAAAACUUGAAUUUGACCUACAAGGCGCGUUUCAUUGGCCUUCAGAUUAUGAUGUUACGAGAGAUCCAAGAUGCGCUGGGUGGGAAGUCACCAACUGUUCAUGAAGAAAAAAAUAAAAGGUUUUGGAAGUGUCCUCAACCAAACUGUCACGGCCUUGCUUGUCCCACUGACUUCAGGUGUACUAUGUGCAACAAAGUUAUUGAUUUAUCUGAUACCUCUCUGAAAUCUGCUAAAACAGAACCUGUCAUACCAUCAUCCAAUGGCACUCCAUCGGUGAAGAGAUCAAGGAUGGCCAACAACACCCACCUUGUUCCUCUCAACAUAUUCAGUAUCGGAAGAUCAGGGAUUUUUGAUGGCCGUGCUGAAGAUUGUUGCAUCAGUUCAUCUUCCAUUUCAUGCAAAGUUAAAGUAGAAGGUAAGCCUUUCACGUAUUCUAUUUCCCAGGCGUGUGGACUAGUGUCACCAUCCAAUACAAUAAUAUGGAAAUGCUUGUUUUCUGCGAAACCCUACAAGUGAUUUUCGUCAAACCAUCUAUUUCUUUCAAGACACAGCUUUCUGAAUUGCUUAGAAUCAAGGAAUUCAUUUUGCCAAGCGUCAAAUGGUUAAUUUUGGUAUUCCGGGAACCACCUGCUAGCGACUUGUUGUAUGUAACAGUAGAUGAUCUCGAAGGUUUAGCCAAUCGAGUUCGUGAAAAUGGAUCUUGUGACAUAAAUUGUAGUGCAGAAAAGGCUAGAGAAAUUCUUUCUAGUUGUGGCCUUCGUCUGCCACGUGCUGAAUCUAAAAGGACUAAUUCAACUUUCCGUGAGUCUCAGAUUUUUAACCAAGUCGAUCAAACUCAAACCAAAUCUGACAAGUAUCCCAUUUCAAAUUUGGAAUCUAGUUCAUCCCAAGUUGACAAACACACAAAUGAGGGAGGUCUGCUGACUGAUGUGAUAAAUACUCUUACUCAUUCCGGUAUCCAACUGACAAAUAACUCAAGUUCACUUCCUCAGGAAAGCAAAAAUACUAUCCAAGGAAAACUGACAAUAGGUGAAUGUAAUAAAGAAUGUGACGAUUUAAUCAUUCUCUGUGAAGAAAAUACUGGCGAAUGGAUUCAGAAUGCUAGGUCAUCUGCUUUGACUAACAGUGGCAAUCCUCAAACUGAAUCAUCUACGAAUCCUGAUGACGAUUCUUUAAAGUUCGAUUACAAACCUCCUGGGUCUACUGACAGUAUAACAAUAACCAAUAAUGAUAUUGAGUGUCUUGCACCUGGAGCUCUUUUAAAUGAUGCUAUAAUUAACUUCUAUCUCAAAUAUUUAUAUUUCGAAAAGCUCACAAGUUUCCAAAAACAAGCCACUUAUUUGUUCAAUGUAUUUUUCUACAGUCGGCUGGCGAGUGGUGGUUAUAUAUCGAGUGAUGUACGUAGUUCUACAUUCUCAACUAAUUUACCAAAGACUUCAGAAACCACAGAUGAAACAAUUUUUGCUCAGCAUGCUAAUGUUGCGAAAUGGACACGUCGAGUCGAUCUUUUCAGUAAAGAUUAUAUUAUUAUUCCAAUUAACGAAUGUGCACAUUGGUUUCUUGGUCUUGUCUGCUAUCCAUGGAUGGCGGGAAUGGUCAGUUACACGGCUCUCUAUCGUGAAGAAGUCUAUCAUCUCUGCCAGUUGACAGAAAAAUUUACUAAUGUCGAUCGCAUCAACUUCUCAGGCGACGAUUUAAAUUCCCUAGAUAUUGGUGAAGAAGUUAUUCAAAGGUUGCCUACCGACACUCCAGGUGAAGCAUUUGAUCGGUGGCGGCGAAGACGUUUAGCCUGGCUUCGUCAACGUGGUGUUAACGCAAUGCCAUGUGUUUUACUAUUCGAUUCGCUUCCUUGUCAAAGCCGAGUUGGCAAUUUGCAUGUUAUUCGAAAUUAUUUACAAGCUGAAUGGAAUACUCGCAGAUCAGCCCAAGAUGGUGUUCUCCGCUUUGAUAAGGAUACAAUUCGAGGUUUUAGUCCUCGAGUGCCUGUUCAGAGUAACCUGGUUGAUUGUGGAAUCUACCUACUUCAUUACGUGGAAAUGUUUUUCAAGAAACCUGUUCAAAGUUAUACGAAGGAUUAUUUCCAACACGAAAUGGCUGGUUGGUUUCCAGAAGCUACUGUCAGCCAGAAGCGUGCCCAAAUCCGUGACCUUUUGGUUAACCUACGAGAGCGUACACUGAGGGAGAAGGCUAAAAAUUGAUUCCAAUACAAAUCACUGUAACACUAUUCCUCUUAAUAACUUACGAAAUUCAAUUCUUCAAAUGGAUAUAAUCACCCCAUCUUCUUGUAUAUAAAUACACUCCCAUCGUUCCUCUUGCAUUUCGAUUGUCUUUUUCGACAGUGUGAUUGGUUCGGAGACUACUACUAAACUAUUAUUGACACUUUUUGUAUUACAAUUCUUUCAGUCGAAUAUUUGCCUUCGACUUAUUUUAAAACACUGGGCUAUCAAAUGAACCUUAAUACAUUUGUUAAAACUAACUGUGAACGCACUACUGUGUGAUUUUCUAGUUUUACUAUUUGUAAUACAUCACUGACACCAACCAUAACGGUCAUUGUAAAGUUUUUCUUUCUGCACGCUAUUAUUAUUUUCAUAAAAACAGGAAACUAAUAAUAAGUAUUUGUGCAUGU